Molecule: messenger RNA, 3260 nt
Organism: Sphaerodactylus townsendi
Lineage: Eukaryota; Metazoa; Chordata; Lepidosauria; Squamata; Sphaerodactylidae
Gene: NDRG4
Product: NDRG family member 4
Exons: 17
Coding region: 207-1358 (383 amino acids)
Biological process (GO): brain development; positive regulation of ERK1 and ERK2 cascade; signal transduction
Cellular component (GO): cytoplasm
Source: RefSeq, a predicted model, not a curated record
GCCCAGUGGAGAGCGCGAUCCAGGCGGCGGGCGAGGAGGAGGAGGGGCGAGCGAGAGGCGGCUGGCGCGGCGGCCCCUCCCUCCCUCCCUUGCAGGCGGCCACAGGCAGCGCCCAGCCCCGCAGCCCUCGCGGGGCCCUUCCUUGGCCGGCCGGGGGCGCGCCACACCAGGCGCACGGAAGAGGACUUCUGCUUCAGAAAGUGACCAUGGCUGGGCUGCAUGAGAUGCGAUUCACAGAAGAGAAGCCACUUCUUCGAGGACAGGAUGCUGAGCUGGAGAAUUCCGAUACUUUCCUGUCUGCCAUGGACACAGAUUGGAAGGAGCAUGAUAUCGAGACCCCUUAUGGGCUGCUGCAUGUGGUCAUUCGAGGGUCUCCAAAGGGAAAUCGUCCAGCCCUCCUGACUUACCAUGAUGUGGGACUGAACCACAAGCUCUGUUUCAACACUUUCUUCAACUAUGAAGACAUGCAGGAGAUCACAAAGCACUUCGUUGUGUGCCAUGUGGAUGCUCCGGGGCAGCAGGGAGGAGCCUCGCAGUUCCCGCAGGGGUACCAGUAUCCUUCCAUGGACCAAUUAGCCGCCAUGCUGCCUAGUGUGGUCCAGCAUUUUGGGUUCAAGUACGUGAUUGGAAUCGGAGUGGGAGCCGGUGCCUAUGUCCUUGCUAAGUUUGCUCUGAUCUUCCCGGAUCUGGUGGAAGGCCUUGUUUUGGUCAACAUCGACCCAAAUGGCAAAGGUUGGAUUGACUGGGCAGCCACUAAGAUCUCUGGCCUGACCAGUACUUUACCUGACUCUGUGCUGUCUCACCUGUUCAGCCAGGAGGAGCUAGUGAGCAAUACAGAGCUGGUGCAAAGUUAUCGGCAGCAGAUUGGGAGCAUGGUGAACCAGUGUAACCUGCAGCUCUUCUGGAACAUGUACAACAGCCGCAGAGACCUGGACAUUAACCGACCCGGGAGUGUCCCAAAUGCCAAAACACUCCGCUGCCCCGUGAUGCUGGUAGUAGGAGACAAUGCUCCGGCCGAAGAUGGUGUGGUUGAAUGCAAUUCUAAGCUGGAUCCAACCACAACCACCUUCCUGAAGAUGGCUGAUUCUGGUGGUCUCCCCCAAGUCACACAGCCUGGAAAACUGACUGAAGCGUUCAAGUACUUUCUGCAGGGGAUGGGCUACAUUGCAUACCUGAAGGACCGAAGGCUGAGUGGAGGAUCAGUGCCCUCUGCGAGUAUGACGCGCCUGGCACGUUCCCGCACGGCCUCCCUCACCAGUGCCGGCUCAGUGGACGGCAGCCGUCCUCGUGCCUGCACUCACUCCGAAAGCAGCGAGGCCAUGGGGCAGGUCAACCACACCAUGGAGGUGUCCUGCUGAGCGUCUGCAGCGCCCUCGUUUUCAGGGGAGCCCUUGAGCACCUGCGCAUCGAUUCACCUCCAGCUGGCUCCAUUCUCUGCAGCUUCUGUGGCUUUGAUUUUCUUUGCUGUCUUGCUUUUCCUUUCACGUUAGCGGGAUUCAGAGCGGGAGGUGGGGAGAGCGGGAAGCAGCGGCGGAACGAGACACAACAGCCACCUUUGCUUUUAGGCCUGACUUGACGUAGCAAUCUUCCCUCGCCCCGUCCCGUUCAUGAGCAGUCCCUUUCCUCGUGAUAGUAAAGGAAACAGGACUCUUCUUCUGAAUUCCCUGAGGCUAGGUAAGCAACAAGUUGGGGUGCAGGUGGCUAACUGGAGUAUAUUUCCCUGCCCUGCAAAGCAGCAUUUGCCCUGCAGGUAGAAAAGGGAGUUGCUGAGUGUUGUCAUCCUUAGGGAGUCUCAAAUGAACCCUGGGGAUGAGUACAAAGGAAGGGAAUUGCUGCCUGGUCGGUAUCCUCAUGAUCCCAGCCCCAAUCUUGGAGCACAGGCUUUAGGCCAAAAGUUCUUGGCAAUAAUCUUUUGACAAUUUUGGGCUGGUGUUUGAAGGAGCUGGCAUUUGAUACGGUGCCUGUACUUCUUGUCACAAAGGCCAAGGAAAAAUGACCCUUUACUGGGAUGCAACACCCACCCCCCAGUCCCCUACCCAGGGGCCACACUAAAUGCCAAGCAUUCCCCAUGGAUCUCCAUCUCUCCCCACCCCCCACCCCAUCUUUCUUUCAUCUCCUGCAUGACAAUCCUCUCUGAAGCAGGAAAGUGUCAGGGACCCCUUGGGGUUGCAACCAGAUCCAGAGUGUGUCAGGUCGUGUUUUCAAUUUGCACUCACAGCUGGGAUGCUUCUUAGCCCGCCCUGAAGAGGUGCUGCUGGGUCUCAGGGUCUGAAAUGGGCUUUCCUCUAACAUGACUGCUUCCAUUACAAGAGUGUUUUUACUUGGCAGCCAGCCCUGUGGGGCUGGAGUGCUGUUCUGCCCCCUUCCCCAAGAUUAGAAGAUGAGGCUGAGGGACCCCUUACCUCAUGGUAGAAGGGGCAUGGGUCCCAAGUUCAGAUAAGGGUAUGCAUUUGCAGAAGAACCAAGCUGCCCCUGGGAUGUCAUGGCCCAGCACCUCCCACACAGGAACCUGACCCUGGCAGCUUGGCACUCCUUGGCUGUUGGGUGGACAAAGUCUUGUCUUGGCUGGAGAGAGGAUAAGCCUUCUACCCAAAGCAACUUCAGAGCUGCUGGUUGACCUCUCUCAACGUCUACGUUGAAUAUGACUACCCUUCAGGACUACCCUUGCAGGAUAGCUUUUUGUGUCAUCCAUUCCAACCAAGAAAAAGAACAGGCAAUCUUUUUCUUUGUUGCCAUCGAAUCCCAUAUGGAUCUGAAGGCAAGAGAUGAUCAGAGGUGGUUUGCCAUUGUCUGCCUCUGCAUCACAACCCUGGUAUUCCUUGGAGAUCUCCCAUCCAAAUACUAGCCAGGAUCAGGGCUGAGCAGGGGCGGAGAAAGGGAAAAUUGUGCUCAGGGCACGCAUACGCCCUGCGCCCCUGCCAUGCCCCCGCCUCGUACCCGGAACACCCUUACCACGCCCCUGCAGGGGCACGCGCCCAGUGCAUCACGUGGCGUGCCCCCCCAUCCUCUUGGCACUAUGCCACUGGGGCUGAGAGUAUGUCACUUCCUCCUAAGGAUGGGCAAAACCAGAUCUCCUGUUUCAUAGAAUAAUUGCACACCCAGACAGUCUAGCUGAGGGGUCUGCAACCUGCAACUCUCUGGAUGUUCACGGACUACAAAUUGUAGUCCAUGAACAUCCGGGGAGCCGCAGGUUGCAGACCCCUGGUCUAGCUGAUAGGAAGAUCUCACUCUGGCUUGAAGGAACUCAGCAGACCUUGCUU